AUGGCGGACCAGCAAGAUUUUAACCCUCCUUCAGUAAUAAACGGCUCAGACGCUCACUCCAAAAUCUCAAUACCCCCACCACCCCUCCCUUCCGAUCAAAACCCUUCCACAAAGCCCCCUCGAACCCGUCAAAUCGCAGACGCAGCUCUCCUUUCGUCUUCUCUCCCUUCAAAGCCCUCUUCUAGACCUCCAAACUCCGAUACAUCCUCAAAUAUUACCAAUAGCACCGAUACACCGUCAUCUUCUACUGGCCCUUCUUCAGAAUCAUCAACCACCCAAAAACAACCCAAACCAGACGGCCUAAAACGUUCAGACCCUUUCCAAUUCGGUACCAGAUACUUGGAAGAAGGAGACGACGAGUUUGCGUUUAAUGCGUGGGACCAUGUUGAGGUAGAUGAUGACUAUAAAGCGUAUGCCGAGGGACAGUAUGAUAUGCAGAGGAGCAAUCCAGUGAGGGAGUUUGAUAAAAAUCGGUUCAAUUCCGAACCUGAGAAAUGGUGGAAUAACUUUUAUAAGAACAACCGUGAGAAUUUCUUCAAAGAUAGGAAAUGGCUGCAGCAGGAAGCAAGUUCAUCCCUUCCGCCGCCUUUCACACCCUCCUCCAACUUUCCAAUCCUAACAACCGCGACCGCUGAAACCUCCCCUCCAAUUCGUCUUCUCGAAGUCGGCUGUGGCGCAGGAAACACCCUUUUCCCGAUCCUCUCCUCCAACAAAAACCCCAACUUCCACAUUCAUGGCGCCGACUUCUCAAAAACUUCUAUCGAAUUGAUCCGCUCCAACGAACUUUACACUCUCCACCACCCAAAACAUGUCUCGGCAUCCGUUUGGGACUUAGGAAAUGCCGAUGGAGUUCUCCCAGAGGGUAUUGAACCAGAAUCAUUAGAUGUCGUUAUCCUCAUCUUCGUGUUUUCAGCAUUACACCCGGAUCAGUGGGCCCACGCCGUUAAUAACGUAAAUAAAUGCCUGAAGAAGGGCGGGAAGGUUUUGUUUAGAGAUUACGGAAGGGGCGAUUUGGCGCAGGUGAGGUUCAAGAAGGGAAGGUUCUUGCAGGAGAAUUUCUAUAUCAGGGGAGAUGGGACAAGGGUAUACUUCUUCGACCGAGACGAGUUAGAUAGACGAAUGCUAGUCAACCGUGCAAGAAAGAUAAAGAUGCAUCGAUGUUGGCUUCAGGGGUUAUUCGUCAAAGGUGGUGACGAAGAAGUCGAGAAGACACUAGGAGAGCAGAAAGGUCCAGAACCGCAAUGGAUGAGGGUGGCGCAUACCGAUGUGACCGACCAAAGCCAAGAGAAGGAGGUUGAACAAAUAGUUGAUACGCCAGGGUUGGAGGAGCAGGUGAAGAACCUAGAUCUAGGGAGUACUCCCUCUGUAUGA
Molecule: messenger RNA, 1371 nt
Organism: Orbilia oligospora ATCC 24927
Lineage: Eukaryota; Fungi; Ascomycota; Orbiliomycetes; Orbiliales; Orbiliaceae
Exons: 4
Coding region: 1-1371 (456 amino acids)
Molecular function (GO): tRNA (cytidine-N3)-methyltransferase activity
Source: RefSeq, a predicted model, not a curated record